This is a messenger RNA of Phycomyces blakesleeanus NRRL 1555(-), 309 nucleotides long. RefSeq lists its product as hypothetical. The record is from RefSeq and is a predicted model, not a curated record. Lineage: Eukaryota; Fungi; Mucoromycota; Mucoromycetes; Mucorales; Phycomycetaceae. The transcript is spliced from 2 exons. Bases 1 to 309 code for a protein of 102 amino acids.
AUGAAAAGAGAUUGCUCUGGUCUCAUUAUAGAAGAGGCUAUGUCUGUUGGUGAGUCAGACGAUGGCACUUUGCCUCAUGUUUCUUAUAGUAGGCUUCGUCUUCGUUGUCCAGGUUGGGGAAGUGAUGAGAUAAUUAGUUUUUUUAAAUACAAUCACUUCAUCACACUUGUUGACAACAAAGUGGUAGCUGAUUUAGGCUUAAAUAGCCAUCAAUUACUGUCAUGUGCUUUUGGCAAAACCAUUAAAGGACCAGUCCCUGAUGCAAUUGCGUCACAGUUUCCUCAGUGGGCUCUUAUAAACGGGCCCUAA